UUCUCAUCCAAGAUUUUUUGAAGUGCGCAGGGGACCAGUCUACCUGUAUACCGGAAAUGCUAAUGUUUUGAUGUAAUUAGUUUUCGCGACAUAUGGCCACUGUCCGUAUUUUUAUUAAAUCAAUGCAGUCAUGUCCAAGCACAGGAUCCUGUAUUUCCAAGAUAAUAUACAGAUAACUCUAGAGGAAAGAAAUAAUAAAGUAAGAGGAAAAUUUCGACAUCUAGCCAGACAGGUGUCUCGAGAGGUCUUUGAUGUGCCAGAGGAAAAUCUCAUUCUAUUUGCCUAUGAGAAACAGACACAUGUUGGCCAAAUGUCCUUUUCCUUACCAGACAUGUCUCUGACAGAUCCAGGUGUGACCUUUGACUCAGAGUAUUAUCCACAAAUAUCAUUCAUGUUUGUACUCAAAGACUUUCAAAGCAUGGGCUUUGGUAGACUGAUGUUAAAUCAGGCUCUUAAAAUGAUAGCUGAAGUGUGUUCAAUGCGCCCAGUGAGACUACAAAGUGCUAUUGAUGCUGUUCCUUUUUUUCAGAAAUGUGGUUUUCAAAUUGUAAGUCAGCCUAUACAGUGUUUUCAUAGUGGAUCAAGACUAUUUAAAACACUUGUUAAUAUGGAGUUAGAAAUCCAGUCUACAAAGGGAGACAACACCUAGUAGAUGUAUGUGUUUCAUGACAUAUGGAAUUAAACUAAUAUUUAGGACAUAGUAAUAUUAUUUUACACAAGUAUAUUACAUCUAUGUUUUAAAUUAUGGUCUGAAUUAACUGUGAUUGACAUAUUUGUUAAAUCUCAUUAAAAAACAAUGAAAAUAAGGAAAUUAGAUAAUGAUCUCAAACAAUACAUUAGAAAUGUAUGAAAUGUCAAAGUCAAGUAUAAUCUAACAAAGACAACAAUUUUCGUAUUUUUAUGCAUUCUUGGCAACUUCACCAAGGUAAAAAAAAAAUGUGCAAAUUACAUUAUUAAGUUCAGUAUGGCUUGAAUCAUCAUUGAAAAACAUUAUUAUACUGAUAGUAUAUGAUAUACUAUUACCUAAUGCCUUCUAUAAAUACUAAUUCCUGAUUUACAACUGUUUAAUUGAACCACUGAAAUCCAGUGCAUGCGCAAUGAUAAAAUAAACUGUUGACCAGUCAACAU
Molecule: messenger RNA, 1128 nt
Organism: Ruditapes philippinarum (Manila clam)
Lineage: Eukaryota; Metazoa; Mollusca; Bivalvia; Venerida; Veneridae
Exons: 2
Coding region: 131-649 (172 amino acids)
Molecular function (GO): acyltransferase activity, transferring groups other than amino-acyl groups
Source: RefSeq, a predicted model, not a curated record